Messenger RNA from Periconia digitata, 909 nucleotides. The record is from the annotation of a GenBank genome assembly. Lineage: Eukaryota; Fungi; Ascomycota; Dothideomycetes; Pleosporales; Periconiaceae.
GCUGGCGCAAUGUCCAAUCUCAUCUCUGGAAGCUCUGAUAAUGCCCCCAAACCUCCGUCACUGCAACCACUCGAUCCCACCAUCUUCAAUCAGUCAUUAUUUACUUCCAUCCUGCGCUUCUGGUUCGCGGAGCUUCCCUAUGGCGCCACAGCAGCAAGUCCGAAACUGCUGUUCAAGUGGUUCGGCCGCGUAGAUGCAGACAGCAAGGCCGCGUUCGAUGCCUCUUGUAGGGGGUUGAGCGCGGGCGCUCUCGCAUCCAUUGGGCCCGAUCGCCUCCAGCUGCCCCCGUUCCAGGGCUACGCCGAGGAGCGGGCUCUUGCGCCGCACAUUUCUUCACCUUUUCGCGACGCGAUUCAUCGCUGCAGCAAUCUUGGUGAUGGAGGCAGUGGCAGUGGUGGUGGUAGUUUACGCCCUGCCGAUGCGACGCUGGCGAUGAUGCUGCUGCUGGACCAGAUGCCACGCAAUAUCUUUCGUAAAGUCGAUGAGCUCGGCGUCGUGUACGCGCACUACGACCGCCUCGCACGUGCGCUGUUGUACUGUGUCUUGCAUCCACAGCGUGCGGACGACGGCUUUGAUGUUUUCGGGCUUGAUCGUGGCGAAGAGUUUGGACAUUCCCCCGUCCACGGCUGUUUUUUCUACGUCGUCUUGCAGCAUUCUGAGGCACUUGAAGAUCAUGAUGAAUUCGACCGGCGGGCUUUGCAGCAGCUGGAAAACAUCAGGGACGGUGAUGUACUGGCCGAGAAGUUCAUCAAGUCUGGGAUACAGUUUGAGCGGGAGCACAGGGGUCUGCUUGAGAGAUUUGGGAGGUAUCCCUACCGCAACAAGGCAUUAGGGCGUGGGCUUACGACAGAUGAAGAGAAGUAUCUCAAGGAAGAUGGUGAGACUUUUGGUACCAAUUCUGGAGUCUGA